This is a messenger RNA of Meyerozyma guilliermondii ATCC 6260, 1431 nucleotides long. RefSeq names its product cyclin-dependent serine/threonine protein kinase (gene CRK1). Gene Ontology annotation, biological process: protein phosphorylation. Gene Ontology annotation, cellular component: nucleus. The record is from RefSeq and is a predicted model, not a curated record. The transcript has a single exon. Gene Ontology annotation, molecular function: ATP binding; cyclin-dependent protein serine/threonine kinase activity. Lineage: Eukaryota; Fungi; Ascomycota; Pichiomycetes; Serinales; Debaryomycetaceae. The coding region runs from base 1 to 1431 and encodes 476 amino acids.
AUGGAUGACAACAGCGUUGACUCUGUUAGCAGCCCUAGUGGCUCUAUCAAGGGUAGUCACGGCGAUUCCCGACGUCCCAUGAAGUACCAGCGUCAACCCAUAGGCCAGUUUCGAGAGAUGAACUCGUUAAGCUCUUUUGAUAUUCUUCAAAAAUUAGGUCAAGGAACUUUCGGAGUGGUACAAAAAGCCCAAGAAAAGAAAACGAAAAGGAUCGUAGCGCUUAAACAACUCAUCAACCACUCAGCAAAGGAAGGGUUUCCUAUUACAGCUAUGAGAGAGAUCACCAUUCUCAAAAAAUUGCAUCAUGAAAAUGUCAUCGAAAUCAUCGAUAUGAUAUACGAAAGUCCCAAGGUUCUGAAUAACCAGGAUAUGUUACACCAUCGCGGAUGCUUUUACACGGUGUGUCUGUACAUGAGUUCAGACUUGGUGGGUCUACUAAAGAAUCCUCGUGUUACAUUUACUGUACCUAUCAUCAAGGGCAUCAUUGUCCAGCUACUCAAUGGAAUACAAUAUGUCCACGAACAGAAAUAUUUGCACCGAGAUAUCAAGGCUGCAAACAUACUUAUAGAUAACCAUGGCGUUGUCAAGAUCGCUGACUUUGGUUUGGCCCGAUUAUACCAUGGACCCAUUCCUGCUGUUGGCCAGGGUCCAGGCGGAGGAGAACGCAAUUAUACUGCACUUGUGGUGACCCGAUGGUACCGUCCGCCCGAAAUUCUCUUGGGGGAGAGAAAGUACACCACCGCGGUGGAUUUAUGGGGAGUUGGAUGUGUUUUCGGCGAAUUAUUCACACAUAAUCCCAUCUUGGUUGGCAAGAGCGAUGCCCAUCAAGCUCAGCUAAUUUUCCAGUUGGUGGGUCCUCCUGAUCUCAAGACGUGGCCAGAGGCUGGCUCCCUCUCCAACAAGUCACUGCUAUCCAUUGGACUUACUUGCAAGCGAACUCUAGAAGACCAAUUUGCACCCAUUAUCAAGGACAAUUUGGGGGUCCAAUUUUUGUCAGGAUUGCUCACAUUGGACCCUUACAAGCGUAUGAAUGCUCUCGAUGCCCUAGAUCACCCCUACUUAAACUCAGACCCACUUCCCUUACGUCCACACGAAAUGCCACAAUUCGAAGAGUGCCAUGAAAUCGACAAGGAAAGUUUCAAAAACGGUACUUUCCGCAACCCCUCCAAGCCUCCUCCACAGCCACCUCAUACCCAUACGGCGUUUCCUAGGCGCCCAGACAACGGUUACGAUUUCCACCAUGGCACCAAACGGCGCUAUGACUCGGCGCCAAUUCCGGCACGACGGGCCGUGUCGUCGGAAGAGCGGCUGCAAUCGGCAUUUUCAAAACGGCAUCGCGGAACCGACAACGGAAGCGCAACUCUGCUGCAAAGUAAGGAUACCGACGAAACGUCCAAAUCCAGCGCCAAGAACUUUAGCAUGAUGUACUAA